Molecule: messenger RNA, 609 nt
Organism: Babesia bigemina
Lineage: Eukaryota; Apicomplexa; Aconoidasida; Piroplasmida; Babesiidae
Exons: 5
Coding region: 1-609 (202 amino acids)
Cellular component (GO): small-subunit processome; nucleolus
Source: RefSeq, a predicted model, not a curated record
AUGGUAGAUUUAGCGAUUCGUAAAAACAAUGUAGCGCAGGGUAAGGCGAAGAAGACCCGCAAGUUCGCGGAGGUCAAGCGGCGUAUGAGCCCGAAGGAUUCCAGGAUUGCAACGGUGAAGGCGAUAAAGAAGACGGCUAAACCGGAACCCCUGGUGGAAGCGCCCAAGGUGCACUCUGGGAUGUUCUUCAACUACAACGAGAACCUGGUUCCACCGUACCAGGUCAUCGUGGACACUAACUUCGUGAACGCCUCCAUACAGAACAAGCUGGAUCUGCACAAGGGCAUGCUCGACUGCCUCAUCGCAAAAUGUAUCGUGUGCGUCACUGACUGCGUGGUCGCGGAGCUGGAGAAGUUGGGCCACCGCUAUCGUCUGGCGCUGCAACUGGUGAAGGACCCGCGCGUGGAACGGCUGACGUGCGCGCACACCGGCACGUACGCCGACGACUGCAUCGUGGAGCGCAUCACGACGCACAAAUGCUACAUCGUGGCCACCAACGACCGUGACCUGAAACGCCGCAUCCGCAGGAUCCCCGGCGUCCCCAUCAUGUACGUCGCGAACCACAAGUACGCGAUAGAGCGCAUCCCGAUGUCAAUCACUGCGCGAUGA